AUGAAAAUCCUUUUUGUGUGUCUUGGGAAUAUUUGUAGAAGUCCAGCAGCAGACGGAGUUAUGAAAAAGUUAGUGAAAAGUCGAGGGUUGAGUGCGAAAUAUAUUAUUGACUCUGCUGGAACAGCUGGAUAUCACUCGGGAGAUCAGCCAGAUUCAAGAAUGAGAGCCGCUGGGUUGGGAAGAGGGUAUACCUUCGACCAUAUCUCGAGACAAGUCAAACAAAGUGAUUUCUCUAACUUCGAUAUUAUUGUGGCAAUGGACGACUCUAACUACUCGGACUUGAUGUAUAACUGCCCAAAAGAAUAUCAAGACAAAAUUCAUAAGAUGGUCGAAUACUGCAAAAAAUCAAAAGACUCCGAAGUGCCAGACCCUUACUACUCGGGCCUAAAAGGGUUCCAAAAAGUUAUAGAUAUGCUCGAAGACGGAUGUAAGAAUCUACUCGAUCAGCUUGAAAAUGCGGGAGACGAAUAA
Entamoeba invadens IP1 is the source of this 471-nucleotide messenger RNA. Its product is annotated as low molecular weight protein-tyrosine-phosphatase, putative. Lineage: Eukaryota; Evosea; Mastigamoebida; Endamoebidae. Gene Ontology annotation, biological process: protein dephosphorylation. The record is from RefSeq and is a predicted model, not a curated record. Gene Ontology annotation, molecular function: protein tyrosine phosphatase activity. Bases 1 to 471 code for a protein of 156 amino acids. The transcript has a single exon.